AAGGAACUUCCCUGACAUAUAAUGUAGCAGCUCACGAAAGAGCCUGUUUUUAUGCUUGGGCAGACAAACCAGGUGAAAAGAUUGCCUUUUAUUUCGCGGUACAAACUGGUGGUUCCUUUGAUAUAGAUUACGUCGUAACCGAUCCACGUGGUAAACAAGUAAUUAGUGGUGAACGAGAACGUCAGGGUGAUUUUGUUUUUACAGCCAACUUUGUGGGUGAAUAUUCUUUCUGUUUUGCAAAUGACAUGUCAACAUUUGCAGAAAAGCUUGUAGAUUUUGAGAUUACCAUUGAAAAUGAACCACGGGCUGAAUUACCACCAUCAAAAGGAAUUACACCAGAUCAAACAAGUAGCAUGGAAGAAACACAAUAUCCAGAACUCAAAAGUAUUUUAGGACGAGAGAAAAUAGAAAUUUCUCCACUGUUAAAAGUACCGAACAUAGAAUUUUAUG
Messenger RNA from Racocetra fulgida, 450 nucleotides. The record is from the annotation of a GenBank genome assembly. NCBI's taxonomy places the organism in Eukaryota, Fungi, Glomeromycota, Glomeromycetes, Diversisporales, Gigasporaceae.